ACACUAUGUGUUGAAUAUCUCUGAUGACAUCGGGAACUUUGGAGAGGUCCGUCUCCCCAUCCUGGGCUGCCUGGCUGUGUCCUGGUUUGUUGUCUUCCUCUGUCUCAUCAGGGGCGUUAAAUCCUCUGGAAAGGUGGUGUACUUCACAGCCACGUUCCCUUACGUCGUUCUGACCAUCCUCUUCAUCCGUGGCAUCACCCUGGAUGGAGCCAUCAACGGUAUCAAGUACUACCUGACUCCACAGUGGCAGAAGGUCCUUGAUGCAAAGGUGUGGGGAGAUGCAGCCUCACAGAUCUUCUACUCCCUGGGCUGUGCAUGGGGCGGUCUCAUUACCAUGGCUUCCUAUAACAAGUUCCACAACAACUGUUUCAG
This is a messenger RNA of Plectropomus leopardus (leopard coralgrouper), 372 nucleotides long. NCBI's taxonomy places the organism in Eukaryota, Metazoa, Chordata, Actinopteri, Perciformes, Serranidae. The record is from RefSeq and is a predicted model, not a curated record.